Symbiodinium sp. CCMP2592 is the source of this 1827-nucleotide messenger RNA. The record is from the annotation of a GenBank genome assembly. NCBI's taxonomy places the organism in Eukaryota, Dinophyceae, Suessiales, Symbiodiniaceae.
AUGGGUCAGACGCCCAGCCAGUCCAGUGCAGAGGCCGUGGAGCACUCACAGGCGAAUGCCCGCGAGACCAGCCUCCAACCAGGAGGUGUGCAGUCGGGGCUCUACAGCUUUCUACUGGGCUGCACGACUCCCUGCUCCGAUGGCGGCUUCGGUGAGAGCACCGGUUCGCUUGCAAAGGUGGUGCAGCAUUGCUGCAUCGCGUCGGAGAGGGAGGGCGUGCUGGAGCUCGUGGAGCAGCACCGCGUGAUCGGGGACGCAGUGACCCUGAUCGAAGACAACGCCUGGUCUUCCCCCUUGUCUGCCGAGAUCCUCGGAGGUUGCCGGCGGAAGCUGCUAAGUCGGCCCCAGAGCGACCGGAGGUUCGAGGAGUUCUACAAGCUCGCCCAGCAGAUAGGCGAGGGAUCCUUUGGCAACGUCUACAAGGCUUCCUCGAAAUCCAAAGGGGAGGCCAAGGCCCGGACCGUGGCAGUCAAGGUAUUCUCCCUGGCGUCGCCCAUUGCUUCCCCGCAGGCCAAGGUCGAAAGCGAGGAGAGCAAGCGGAAGUUCUCGAGCUUCGUCGGCGAAUACGCGAUGUUGUGCCGCCUGGACCACCCUCAGAUCAUCAGGAUGCACGAGAGCUUUCAAACCAAUGCCGACUUGCAUCUCGUGCUGGAGAUGUGUCGGGGUGGGGAGCUCUACGCCCUCUUGGUGCGGCGCAUCAAGGAGGACAGCAACCAUGGAAGCCAUGGCCUCUUAGAGGAGGAUGUCCGCAUCUUCUUGAGGCAGAUGCUGCUGGCGGUGGCUUACCUUCACAAUCGCCGGAUCGUGCACCGAGACAUCAAGCCCGAGAACUUCCUCGUCUACGGCGCCCCUGGGGAGCCUGAGGCCGACGUCCUUAAGCUCUGCGACUUCGGCACUGCCAUGGUGCUCACGGAUCAGAAGCCCAGGUCCAUGGUGAACAUUGGCACCCUUUCCUACACCGCUCCAGAGGUGUACAUGCGCAAGGGCGCAGACCUUCCAGCCGAUGCCUGGUCUCUGGGCGUCGUUCUCUAUGUCAUGCUGACGGGCACGAACCCUUUCAGGGUUGGCAAAGAGACCUCGAAGCAGGACACGGUCAAGAAAAUCAAAGCCGGUUCGUUUGCAACGCAGCGACCAGGCUGGCAAAAAGUCUCCGAAAACGGGCAGGACUUGGUGAGGAAGCUGCUGGUUCUUGGAGAAGACCAGCGUCUGACCUGCGUGCAGGCUUUGAAGCACGAGUGGCUACUUGCAGCCCGGAGGAUUUGCAUUGUGCCAGAGGAGGAGGAGCCGGAGACACUGGCUGUGACCGUCGUGCGCCUGCUACGGCAGAUGCGGGAACUCCGCGAUGCUCAGAGGUAUGCACUGCUGGCCUGUGCCGUGGGCGCCACGGAGGCAGAUCUUCCACAGCCGUCGGCGUGGCGCGCCUUGUUUCUGGCACUGGACCAGGAUGCAGAUGGACUUCUCAGUAUGGAGGAAGUUACUUCUGGCCUCCGAAAACUCGCGGGUGUGCCGCGGGCAGAGGUGUCGGACGAUGUGCUGAGUGCAGCAGCCAAGGCUGCCGACAUGGAUGGAAGUGGGGCCAUUGACUGGGCCGAGUGGCUGGCUGUCGGUCUGCUCAGCGCCAAACCUUCCGAGGCGGAUCUGCUGGUGGAGGUGGCGCACAGGCUUCUAAGCAGGCUCUGGAGUGACGGCAGCCAGAACGAGGUGGUGCUCGCGAUCUGGAAGUUUGCCCGGGAGCUAGGCCCACAUACAGACAAGGAAGCAGGCAAAGUACCGCUUUCCGUCGAUGACCUGCGGCUGGUCCUGGCGAGCUGCCAGGCACAGCCAUAA